UCUCAUAUCCCAUCUUAAAGGUAUUCUGCGCUCUCGCCGCUGCCCGAUGAUACGAUAACAGCAUGCGAGGAGAUGGUUAGUCCACGAUUGAUAAAAUCUCAUUUGCCGGCUCAAUUGUUGCCACAGCAGGUCUGGCAGCAGGGCCGUAAAAUAAUCUAUGUGGCUCGCAAUCCCAAGGAUGUUGUGGUUUCCUCGUACCAUUUUUUAAAAGACACUCUACUGUGGGAGGGCGAUUUGAAUACAUUUGUCAACGAGUUUAUGAAGGAUCAGAUAUUAUUCACCUCCUUCUGGUCACAUAUUGUAGAUUUUUUGAGAAUGCGCAACGAACCCAAUAUUUUCUUUGUUACCUAUGAGGAAAUGAAGCGGGACUUAAGAUCUGUCAUUAAGAGACUAUGCAAGUUUUUAUCUGUGGAUGAUGUAAAAGAUAAUCAAAUGGAACAAUUGCUGCAGCAUUUAUCAUUUGACAAUAUGAAAGGCAACAAAUACAGCAAUCUGACGGGCUUUUUCAAACAAAUUCAAAAUACUACCAAGGACUUUGAAUUCAUGCGUCGUGGAGUUGUUGGUUCCUACAACGAUGAGCUGAGUGCCUUACAAAAGCAAAAACUAGAUAAAUGGUCCAGCGAUUUUUUGAAGGCAUACGAUAUUAGGGAGUCGGAUAUAUUUGGCGAUCUAUAA
This is a messenger RNA of Drosophila virilis, 675 nucleotides long. Its product is annotated as luciferin sulfotransferase. The record is from RefSeq and is a predicted model, not a curated record. Gene Ontology annotation, molecular function: sulfotransferase activity. Lineage: Eukaryota; Metazoa; Arthropoda; Insecta; Diptera; Drosophilidae. Gene Ontology annotation, cellular component: cytoplasm. Gene Ontology annotation, biological process: sulfation.